Molecule: messenger RNA, 1359 nt
Organism: Notechis scutatus (mainland tiger snake)
Lineage: Eukaryota; Metazoa; Chordata; Lepidosauria; Squamata; Elapidae
Source: RefSeq, a predicted model, not a curated record
UUAACAAAUCACUGCAGUUGUUAAGUACAUCAUGCAGUUGUUAAGCGAAUAUUGGCUUCACCCAUUGACUUUGCUUGUCAGAACCUAGUUGGAAAAGGAGAAAAUGGCAAUCACAUGAUCCCAGGGCAUUGUAAUUGUAAAAAAAUGCUUCCCAAGGGCCCAAUUUUUGAUGACAUGACUGCGGAAAUGCUAUGACAAUUGUAAAUGCAAGGAUCAGUUGUAAGUUACUUUUUUCUGUGCCAUUGUAACUUUGAAGGUUUGCUAAACAAAUGGUUAUAAGAUGAAUACCUAAUAUUUGGUGCUGGUCAGGUUUUUAUCCAUAACAGUAAUAGAAAUGAUCAACAGACAGUAGACUGGUUAUUACUGAUAUCUAGCGGCAACUGAAUGGAUUUUAGAUUAUGUAUCUGAAUGUAGGCAAAGCUGAAUUAUAAUCUCACAUAUACGGAAAAGCUGCAUUGCUUGGUCUGGAAUAAUUAAAUAUUUGAUUGGCAGGUGGAACAUCAGAGUUCAAGAAACUUUUAUACAUUUAAAAUUGUAUUAAUACUGGCUGAAUUCAGUGAGUGAAUUGAGUCCUAAAUUUUUUGAGAGUGGUGUGAUACACAUUGCUAAAAUAAGUACAGCUACAGAUUUCUCUCGUUCCAGUUGGUCGAAUGGUAUUAGAACUGUUUGCAGAUAUUGUACCUAAAACUGCAGAAAACUUUCGUGCAUUGUGUACUGGAGAAAAAGGUAUUGGGCCUACAACUGGAAAGCCUCUUCAUUAUAAAGGAUGUCCUUUCCAUAGAAUUAUCAAGGAAUUUAUGAUCCAGGGUGGAGAUUUUUCAAAUCAGGAUGGAACAGGUGGAGAAAGUAUAUAUGGAGAAAAGUUUGAAGAUGAAAAUUUUCAUUAUAAGCAUGAUAAACCAGGUUUGCUGAGCAUGGCAAAUGCAGGAUGCAAUACAAAUGGUUCACAGUUCUUUAUCACAACUGUGCCUACCCCUCACCUUGAUGGGAAACACGUCGUCUUUGGGCAAGUGAUCAAGGGCAUGGGUGUUGCAAAACUUUUAGAAAAUGUUGAAAUAAAAGGAGAAAAACCUGCCAAGUUGUGCGUUAUUGCAGAAUGUGGAGAGCUAAAAGAAGAUGAAAACUGGGAAAUCUCUCCCAUGGAUGGUUCUGGAGAUAUUCAUGCAGACUUUCCUGAAGAUUCUGACAUAGAUUUAAAGGAAGUUGACAAGAUUGUGGCUGUAGCUGAAGAUGUAAAAAAUAUAGGCAAUUCUUUCUUCAAGUCACAAAAUUGGGCAAUGGCAGUCAAGAAAUACAGCAAGUCUUUGAGGUAAAAUUACAUAUUGUUCCUAAAAUAUAUAUAUUCUACCUAGGGCUUUC